AAACCUGUUCUGAAAAACACAUUUCAUCGCCUGCUCAGAGGCUCCAGUUGGCGGCGAAGAGUACAUCUCCUUUCAAAUAGCUGGAUUAGGUCCUCAUGCUGCUGUGGUCAUUGCUGGUCAUCUUUGCUGCAGUCACUGAACAGGCAGAUUCGCUGACCCUUGUGGCGCCCUCUUCUGUCUUCGAAGGAGACAGCAUAGUUCUGAAAUGCCAGGGAGAACAGAACUGGAAAAUUCAGAAGAUGGCUUACCACAAGGAUAACAAAGAGUUAGCUGUUUUCAAAAAAGUCUCAGAUUUCCUUAUCCAAAGUGCAGUUUUAAGUGACAGUGGUAACUAUUUCUGUAGUACCAAAGGAAAAAACAUCCUUUUCCGUGAUAAUCAUUCAAAUAUAGCAAAAAUAAAAGUCCAAGAGCUCUUUCAACAUCCUGUGCUGACAGCCAGCUCCUUCCAGCCCAUCGAAGGGAGUCCAGUGAGCCUGAAAUGUGAGACCCAGCUCUCUCCACAGAGGUUGGAUGUUGAACUCCAGUUCUGCUUCUUCAAAGAAAAUCAGGUCCUGGGGUCAAGCUGGAGCAGCUCCCCGGAGCUCCAGAUUCCUGCUAUGUGGAGUGAAGACACAGGGUCUUACUGGUGUGAGGCAGAAACGGUGACUCACAGGAUCAGAAAACAGAGCCUCCAAUCCCAGAUUCACGUGCAGAGAAUCCCCAUCUCUAAUGUAAGCUUGGAGACCCGGGCCCCCGGGGGACAGCUGACUGAAGGACAAAAACUGAUCUUGCUCUGCUCAGUGACUGCGGGUACAGGAAAUGUCACAUUCUCCUGGUACAGAGAGGCCACAGGAACCAGUCUGGGAAUCAAAACCCAGCACUCCCUGUCAGCAGAGCUGGAGAUCCCAGCUGUGAAGGAGAGUGAUGCCGGCAAAUAUUACUGUAGAGCUGACAAUGGCCAUGAGUCUAUCCAGAGCAAAGUGGUGAAUAUCCCUGUGAGAAUUCCAGUGUCUCGCCCCGUCCUCACCCUCAGGUCUCCUGGGGCCCAGACUGCAGUGGGGGACCUGCUGGAGCUUCACUGUGAGGCCCUGAGAGGCUCUCCACCAAUCCUGUACCGAUUUUAUCAUGAGGAUGUCACCCUGGGGAACAGCUCGGCCCCCUCUGGAGGAGGGGCUCCCUUCAACCUCUCUCUGACUGCAGAACAUUCUGGAAACUACUCCUGUGAGGCUGACAAUGGCCUGGGGGCCCAGCACAGUGAGGCAGUGCCAGUCUCCAUCUCAGGACCUGAUGGCCAUAGAAGAGACCUCAUGACAGCCGGAGUUCUCUGGGGACUGUUUGGUGUCCUUGGUUUCACUGGUGUUGCUUUGCUGUUGUAUUCCUUGUUCCACAAGAUAUCAGCCACCUUCUUUAUGAAAAAAGCAAUGACUCCUUGAAUUCUUGGAUCCAUGAUAUAGACCAUAAGAAGCCAUCUUUACCCACAUGUCUGGCCGUUGAUGCCGGCUAUAGUUUGCAGUUUCAGCUAAGAGUCAAUUGGAGCACAUAUAUGUAGCCUCUCAACAUGGCCGGGAUUUCCUCACAGCAUGAUGACCUUAAAGUAGUCAAACUUUUAACAUGUUGGUUCAGGCUCCAAAAAGCAAGUGUGAUAAGAAAGCUGCAACACAUUUAAUCAACGAAUUCCAAAAAGUAUGAUGUUGUGUCACUUCCAUGGCAAUUUCAUUAUGUCCUGGUGCUUCAAACUUGCCCGGGUAUCAGUGGAGAGGGCACAGACUUCAUCUCUAAAUGGGAGAACUGUCAAAGAAUUUUAAACCAUAUUUUUAAAAUUUCCACGUAUAACACCAUGAGUUCGAAACUGCUAUGUCUCCAAACCCCAAAACACUGUCAAAAGCACAAGACUCUUGGUGUUCUCUCUGCAAUCAGUAAAUGUUCCAUGCCAAAUGAUUUCAGAAGUUAGGUUUUUCUCCCUGCGCCCCUCUCCAUCUUUUGUUGAAGAUUUUUGUGGCUAUGUUCAUCAGGGAUAUUGGCCUGUAGUUUUCUUUUUUGGUUGUAUUCAUGUCUGAUUUUGGUAUCAGGGUAAUUCUAUCCUUGUAGAAUGGGUUAGAGAGAAUUCCCCUCUCUUCAAUUUUUUUGGAAUGGUUUGAGGAGGAUUUGUAUUAAUUCUUUAUACAUUUGGUAGAAUUUGGUAGUAAAUCCAUCCAGUCCUCGACUUUUCUUUGUUAGGAAGCUGAUUAUUAAUGGUUCAAUCUUGCCACUCAUUAUUGGUUUACUCAGGUUUUCUAUUUCUGUCUGAUUCAAUCUUGGUACAUUGUCUGUUUCCAGGAAUUUAUCCAUCUCCUAUAGAUUUUCCUGUUUAUUUGCAAUAAUCUCUGAUGAUCUUUUUUAUUUGGUGUCGUUGUAAUGUCUGCUUUUUCAUUUCUGAUUAUGUUUAUUGGGGUCUUCUUUUCUUGGUUA
This is a messenger RNA of Piliocolobus tephrosceles (Ugandan red Colobus), 2427 nucleotides long. RefSeq names its product Fc receptor like 2 (gene FCRL2). Gene Ontology annotation, molecular function: transmembrane signaling receptor activity. NCBI's taxonomy places the organism in Eukaryota, Metazoa, Chordata, Mammalia, Primates, Cercopithecidae. The record is from RefSeq and is a predicted model, not a curated record. The transcript has 8 exons. Gene Ontology annotation, cellular component: external side of plasma membrane. Gene Ontology annotation, biological process: immune response; cell surface receptor signaling pathway. The coding region runs from base 96 to 1412 and encodes 438 amino acids.